This is a messenger RNA of Cyclopterus lumpus (lumpfish), 1351 nucleotides long. RefSeq names its product arfaptin-1-like. Gene Ontology annotation, biological process: regulation of Arp2/3 complex-mediated actin nucleation; intracellular protein transport. The record is from RefSeq and is a predicted model, not a curated record. The transcript has 6 exons. The annotation marks the transcript as partial. Gene Ontology annotation, molecular function: protein domain specific binding; phospholipid binding. Lineage: Eukaryota; Metazoa; Chordata; Actinopteri; Perciformes; Cyclopteridae. Gene Ontology annotation, cellular component: trans-Golgi network membrane.
GAGUCCUCGCCGCCGCCCGAGGAGUCCUCGCCGCCCGAGGAGUCCUCGCCGCCCGAGGAGUCCUCGCCGCCGCCAUCGGAGUCCUCGCCGCCGUCGGACGCCUCGCCGCCCGAGGAUUCCUCGCCGCCCGAGGAGGCUGCUGUGGAAACGGGGCGGAGCAAAGACCUUCCGGCCACGCCACAGAAACAGGGGUCUUUGGUGGUCCAAUCGAGCACCAAGAACCCGGCCGGCGAGAAGCUGGAGAGAGUCCGCAGGUGGACCAUCACCACCUACAAGCGCACCCGGCAGGCUCUGUCGGAGAAGCUGGGCCGGGGGUCCCGUACGGUGGACCUGGACCUGGAGCCCCGCCUCGAGCUGCUCAAAGACGACCGGCAGCGCUACGACGGCGUGACCAAGCUGGCUCAGACGCUGGCCGAUCAGCUCGCUCAGUUCUCGGUUACCCAGAAGACCCUGGGGGACACCUUCGCCGAGCUCAGCUUCAAGACGCCGACGCUGCACGUGGAGUUCGGCGUGAAUGCCGACGCUCAGAAGUUCCUGUCGAAGAGCGGCGAGACUCUGACGGCGUCCAUCAACGCCUUCACGGCCGACAUGAACACGCUGGUCAACACGACCAUCGAGGACACCAUGAUCAACGCCAAGCGGUACGAGGCGGCCAGGGUCGAGUACGACGCGUACCGGGUGGACCUGGAGGAGCUGAACCUGGGACCCCGGGACGCCGGCACCCUCCCCAAACUGGAGCGGGCCCAGAAAGACUUCCAGAGCCAGAGGGACCGGUACCAGAGGAUCAGAGACGACCUGUCCGUCAAAGUCAAGCUGCUGGAGGAGAACAAGGUCAAAGUGCUUCACAACCAGCUGUGGCUGCUCCACGCCGCCGUCGCCGCUCACAGCUUAUCGUGCCAAAGCUUCCUGGAGAAAAACAUCCGGCGGGCCGAUCACCUCGGCAACCCCAGCGUGGACGCCCCCUCCUGGCUCGAGGAGAGUUGACAUGGCAACAAGGGGGGAGGGGGAGGGGGGGGACCUCCAGAAAGUUCGAGGGUUCAGAGGGAAGGUGAUUGUUGUGGAGCUUCAACACUUUCCACGUCUUAUUUUGAACGAUAUUUAGGAUAAUAAUGAUGUUCCUCUUCCUCCUGGAUGUCUGGUGUGUUGGGAGUAAAUCCAUAAUCCUCCGUGAGGCACUAAGCCUCUCUUUGAACCUCCGCCAGAAACCUCGACUCCAUGGCCCUGGAUCUGGAUCAGGAUCUGGGUCCUGAACUACAACUAAACUCGGGACGCCAAUUGAGGGAGUUAAUUAGAGUUAAUGCCAAGAGUCAAUUUGCUGAACAGGUUAAUUAAACUCGUCGGUUGUCUGCGA